AGAACAGCUGUACUUUAGGAAUACCGACAAAUUUAUCCUUCGGCUCCUGAGGGUGGGCGGAGAAAUUAGUUAUCGCUUUAAGAGAGUUAGCUCUUUAAUAGGAGUACUAAGGUAGAGGCCGAACCAAAGUGUCGCGAGAACUGUAACACCGGCAACAUCUCGCGAUGUUUGGCCCCUCAAAAGGUGGCCAUUUUGGAGUCCACUCCGCGGCUGGUUGCCCUGGCGGCGUCUCCCAACCGGCUGGCGGGACCAAAACUGGCCCUGCGGGUGUCUGGCCUGUGGGCGGCCGCGCCGACACAAUGUGGCGGCUCCGCUGCAAGGCCAAGGAUGGCACCCAUGUUUUGCAGGGACUGUCCAGCCGAACCCGGUUGCGAGAACUCCAGGGCCAAAUUGCCGCCAUCACCGGGAUCGCUCCCGGCGAUCAGCGAAUCCUUGUCGGAUACCCGCCCGAAUGCCUGGAUCUCAGCAACGGGGAUACCACUCUGGGGGACUUGCCCAUCCAGUCAGGCGACAUGCUGAUCGUUGAAGAAGACCAAACCAGACCCCAAACUUCACCUUCAUAUACAAAACAUGGUGCUCCUAGUUAUGUCAGGGAAACUUUGCCUGUGCUUACCAGAACUGUGGUCCCAGCUGACAACUCUUGCCUCUUUACCAGUGUAUACUAUGUCGUUGAAGGUGGAGUCUUGAAUCCAGCUUGUGCCCCUGAGAUGAGACGUCUUAUAGCACAAAUUGUAGCAAGUGAUCCAGACUUAUAUAGUGAGGCAAUACUGGGAAAAACAAAUCAAGAGUACUGUGACUGGAUCAAAAGGGAUGAUACUUGGGGGGGAGCAAUUGAGAUAUCAAUUUUGUCUAAGUUUUAUCAAUGUGAAAUAUGUGUAGUAGAUACACAAACAGUAAGAAUUGAUCGUUUUGGAGAAGAUGCAGGAUAUACCAAAAGGGUUCUACUGAUCUAUGAUGGCAUCCACUAUGAUCCGCUUCAGCGAAACUUCCCUGAUCCAGAUACCCCUCCUUUGACCAUUUUCUCCUCUAAUGAUGAUAUUGUCCUUGUACAAGCACUGGAACUAGCAGAUGAAGCUAGAAGAAUGAGACAAUUUACUGAUGUAAACCGCUUUACCCUGAGAUGUAUGGUGUGUCAGAAAGGAUUAACUGGACAAGCAGAAGCAAGGGACCAUGCCAAGGAGACAGGCCAUACCAACUUUGGAGAAGUGUGAUCUAUGCAUGAUGAGGGUUGAAGCCUACUACCUCACAGAUCCAGAAAGCUCUGGGUUUUCUAAUAAGCUAUUCUUAACCCUGAAGAACAAAGGACACAAUGCUUGAACCAUCCUUUUAACUUAAACCACUAAGACACUGAAAUUCCUUGUUAAGAUUAAAAUUAGUGUGCAAGUUUACAGAUGUGUGUCUACAGUGGUGAUACAUGCCCUCUUUCUGCUGGGGUGACAGAAUAGGUGGUCCUCAGCCACUUGCUGAUACUAACCUGAAGAUUGGAUUUUAGUAUUACAAACUAGCAUCCAGGAGCUUUAACUUGUAGAAGAAAACAUCAUAUUUGGGGUAAUGUGGAAGGCCUCGUGUUAAGGCCACUGGACAUGAACCACAGUGUCUCCAGUAAUUGCUUCCUUUUAAAACUGAGUUAAUAGUUUCUAAAUUAAGAAUUCAUCAAAUGAAGAUACAAUUGUCGAAACUAAUUUUAUACUGCAAUUUGUUAGACUUUGUAAGUGUGUACUUAACCACUUAUAAGUACAUAGCAAGCAAUUUUUGCAGGGAUAAGUCUAUUCCUUGAGAAUGUUAUCUAAACAGGAAUUGAUUGGGUCCUGUUUAAGAUUUCUAGUGUAUAAAAGCAGAAUGUAUGAGGGAAAAGGUGCCUGAAGCAGCUUAUUGAAGCUUUAAAAGACCAUUGGCCUCAUGUUUUAAUGCAAUUUAUGUAUUAGUGUUUGUCAAAUUGGACAAAAUUUUAAAAUUAAGCAGGGUAUGCUAUUUCAGUUAAAGUUCCUUAAAAUUUGAGUGCUCAAUUUUUGCUUUUUAAAAAAAAAAAAUACACAUUUGCCUGAAGGGCUUUAAUUUCCUCAGCCUUUUUGUUAAGAGCACUUCCUCCAAGAAAAAGUCUUCAUCUAAAGUGAUAAUGCUAUGCCUUGGUUUGGUUUUUAUAAGAUCUUUUGCAUACCUACCUAGUGUUUUUGUGCUGCCAGUAUCCCUCCACUAAUGCUCUUUAGAAUAUUCCAUGUUACAAAUUAGCACUUGGCUUAUCUUUCAUAUUUUACUUUGACUUUUGAACAGUUUUAAAGUAAUUGGUAUAAUACUAUUGAAUGAAUUUGUUUCACUUCCAAAAUAUGAAAGUUUUUAAAUCCUUGCCUUAUUCAGCUUUCUAAAUUCUGCUUCUUCCUAAUAUCAGAUGUGUAGCCAUUUGCUUGGUGGACUGAUCCUCAAGGCACACCCUUUAAAACUUAGCUUCACCACAAGAUCUUCCAGAUAAAGUUUCCUACCUCUUAAUUCUUAUGAAGAUCAGGGAUGCUAAAUUAUAAUUUGUUAUGUAUUUACACAAUGUAAAGAGGCCUAAUGUUGUGAAGUUUUGUUAUCUUGUUUUCAUUAUUUAUUAUCUCAUAGAGAACCAGUGGAUACUUUAAAGCACUUAUAACUCCACAUAUCUUCUUGGCAGAUGUUUUAAACUUGAGAUUUACCUAUAGCGCUUUUAUGGUGACAGUGGCCAUGUAAAAUAAAGGAACAUAAAGGUGAACGAUUUAGGAGGACAGUUCCUUGAAGGAACAAUUCACAAAGUGUGCUUUAAAUCAUCAGAUGACAUUUCCUGAGUACCUUUUGUGUGCACUGCUGUUUUAGGCAUUAUAAGUUAUUAUGAUCAGUGUAAGUUGAAUGUUUCAUUUUCUUUUUUAACUGAGCCUUAAAAAAUAAUGCUCCUGAGCUUAUGAUACUUAUAUGUUCAGCAAUCAUCAUAUGAACAGAUGAAUAUGAUAUGAAAAUCUCUUCAUACCUGUCUGUCAUUGGGUCUAGAUGGUUUUUGUAGCUCCUUUAUUUUCCCCAGAAAAUAUUAAAUUGAAAACUAUAAAUUAAGAUUAUACUACUGGGUAGCAUCCAUCAAAUUGAGCAUUAUUCAUAAAAUUUGCCUUCCUUUCUGUGCCACUUCAGGAGCCAAAUUUGACCUUUGCUACUGAAAUUUUAGAUUUAGAAGUUUAUUUGUGUGGCAAAUAUUGAGUAAUUUAUAAUGUGCCUGGCAUGUUUUGAUGUUUCCCAGCAUGCAUUAUUGUCACUUUAAAAUUGAGUAUAUGUUAUCUACAGUGGAUUAAUUUAAAACAUGGAAGACAUAGAACACUCAUUUUAAAAUUAAGCCCCUUCAUUAUAAUUGUUGUUUACAUAUUGUCAGGUAUUUAUUUGGGGGUCUUAUUCUAUUUUAUCUUUUACCUAGGUUGUCCAUUGACCACGUAGACAUUGAUAUUCAAAUUGCUUUCAGAAUUCACUUCUUAAGUUAAUAUUUGCUGAAAUUCAGCACUAGUACUUUAGUGCUCUGAUCAUGGAAAAAUUCAAGAUGAGACACUAUUUGCUGACAAUAAUUAAGAAUUAAAAACUUAAACUGCGUAUUCUAAACUAAAGCCUGAAAGCCUCACAGAAUUUAAAGCGUUUUUUUCCUCCUACUGCACUUAGUAAACUUUUUUUUCUUGUGUGUGUGUGUGGUGCUGGGGAUUGAACCCAUGGUCUUGUGCAUGUGAGGCAAGUACUCUACCAACUGAGCUACAUCCCAGCCCUUAUCUUGAGAAUUUUGAAAGCUCUAUGGAUUUAGUACUUACAGCAGUAUUAAAAGAAACUGUGUCCCAAGUUUGCACUGGAGGAGCAGAAUGAAAUCCUUCUUCCUAUUCAGUUUUUGCCUGUCAUACAAGAUUUUUUUUUUAAAAUAAAAUGAGAGUCAUUCUGCCACAGUUAAUGGCAGAAUGAAUAGACUGCUUUCCCAACCUAUCGCCUGUUCUUUCUUACUCUUCUGAUUAAAGAUCAGGUGUAGUACUAUGAAGAUUCACUCAUAAGAGUGACUUCAGAAGUUGAAAUUAAUAUCCACGAGAAUUUUGUGUUAGUCAUAUGAAGACAUUGGUAUGUUACAUGUUUUGCUAAUUAUUAUUUCCCAUGAAUGAGAAAUGGGCAUAGUCAAGUGUUACCCUUGAAGCUUUGUCUGCUGGUCAGCUUUAACCUGUUACAAGCUAUAAAGUCAUUCCAUUGUUUCAAGAAGUUCAAGUCCCAGCAAAAUCAUUAUCAGGAAUUAAUUUAUUUAUUUAUGCCCCUAAGUGCCCACACCUAACUUUUUAGGUUAUUUCUUCUGUCCUGUGUAGAGAUUAAAACAAGGGUGUUUCAAUGUACCCUGGCUAAUCAUAGUUUUUUAUCUUUUUGAAAAAAUUACAGUGGGGGAGUAUGUACACUUAAGCAACAGAGUGAUUUUUUUUUCUUUUGAUAAAUCAGGUGGCCUUCUUAAACUUGCGUAUAUUUAAGAGUUAUGUUCUUUCAUGUGUUGAGACACAUUUAUUGUUUGCAGCACUUUAAAAAAAUGAAAUAAAAGUUUACAUGUUAGCUCUAUAGGGAUCUUGUUGAGGACAUUAAAAUUUCUGAGCUGCUAACCAUCAGCUCUUCAUAAUCAACUAUUGCUGUAAAUGUUUAGUGUAUCAAGUGGUAAACAUUCUGGUGUUUUGAUAACAGUAGAACCCAAUUUCAGUAACUAUUAGGAGCAUGAUCUGUGCCCUAGCAUAAAAUAUGUUAUUGCUAUGAAGUGAUUAUGAUUUAUCAUUUGUUAUGCAGUGCAGUAUUGAAAUUUGUCCUUAUAGCAUAAAGAUGACUAACAAUUUCUGAAAGAUGUGGAUUCUUAAAGCUCUUCAUUUGUUUCUAAGUAAACUUAUUUUAAGGAAGCUGAUUUUUUAAGUCAAAAGCCUUAAAAAUGUCACAUAGAGCCAACAUCAUUUAAGUCUAAAGCAAAACACAAUUUGAGUAAGUUAGUUUAUUAACUAAAGAUGUUUUCUGAUUAAGCAUUUAAUAUUUUAGCCAUAUUUCAUCCAACAUGAAAAGAAACUUCCCUGAUUUGGGGGAAAUGUUUUAUCUUCUCCAAACGCUAGCUAGCACUUUGUUAUAGUGCUUUGAAUAUUUGACUUGGAAAAAGAUAUUACAUUGAUACUGAAUUAUGAGGUGCUGACUUAAUUCUUGAUUCACAUGCAUUUAAUGGAGGUUGAUAACCUGUGGUAUUUUAGAGUGAAAAAGGGGUAGGAGAAUAAAGUCCCACUAAAAAGGAAGAGAUUGUCAAAUGAAUGCAUUACUUGUCAUAAAUUAUGAGUUUCAGAAAAAUUUCCAAGCAAUGCCUUUGUGUUGCCCCAAUCUUUUUCUUCCAUUUUUUUUUUUUUUUUGGCAUAGAAUGUAGCAGGGCCAUAGAUGAAAAGGAGUGAUAUUAAAGUAUAAGACCAUGAAUUUCGCUGAUUCCCUUUUAUACUUUUGUUUUCUAAAAUAGUAACCUACAUCUAGGAGUUUAGUGAUAGUGAAGAGACAUGAUUUGGUUAAGUUAAAGAUAAGCAGAAAGGUUAACAUCAGAAAGACUUAGAAUUAGAUUCUGUGAGUCUGACUUUAUGUCAGGUGUAGAAUAUGUAGUUAAUUAUAAUCCAUAAAUUAAGUAAAGGACCAGGGGACCUAAUUCAUGCCAAUUUUCCAGUUCACAUUGGUGCCAUCCAGGACUCAAGCUGUUUACAGGAAAUAUACUCAGCAAAGUUAUAUUUUCCUUUAAAAUUUUUGAAUUUAGCUUAAACUGCAGAAUAAGUAUGUAUAAUUUGUUCAAAGGAAUAAAGAAUAACAAUAGUUCUGCAAUUCCUGCAUUAAUACAGUAAAGGCAGAUGUUCCUAAAGCAAGAAGAAAAUCACAAGGCUGUCAAACUUAGAGCUUUAGAAUAUAGCUUGAAAAAGUAGUAGAGAAAGGCAAAACAAAACAAAUCUGUUUUUCUUAACAUAAGAUAUUUUUUCCUAUGAAGAAUAAUGAACAGUGUUGUUUUCAAAAUCUUACUUUGUCUAUUUGCCAGCUUUUUUUUUUCUUUUUCAAAGUUAAUGCACUGCUGCUACCUGGAAGAUACCUAAUUUCAUUUUGUAAAAUUCAUGUGAAUUUGCCAUUGUCAUUAAGAUGCAUUGAUUUUAUUUAUGAGGUGUAUGACUUUAAAUAUAUAAAUGCUGUAUGAAGUGACUUGUUUUAAAAGAAUAAAUGAAUGAAAACCUU
This is a messenger RNA of Marmota monax (woodchuck), 6228 nucleotides long. It is a transcript of the gene Yod1, whose product is annotated as YOD1 deubiquitinase. Gene Ontology annotation, cellular component: nucleus; cytosol. The coding region runs from base 165 to 1211 and encodes 348 amino acids. The transcript is spliced from 2 exons. Lineage: Eukaryota; Metazoa; Chordata; Mammalia; Rodentia; Sciuridae. Gene Ontology annotation, molecular function: cysteine-type deubiquitinase activity. Gene Ontology annotation, biological process: protein deubiquitination; endoplasmic reticulum unfolded protein response. The record is from RefSeq and is a predicted model, not a curated record.